This is a messenger RNA of Sitodiplosis mosellana (orange wheat blossom midge), 2527 nucleotides long. RefSeq lists its product as uncharacterized. The record is from RefSeq and is a predicted model, not a curated record. The transcript is spliced from 2 exons. Bases 728 to 1846 code for a protein of 372 amino acids. Lineage: Eukaryota; Metazoa; Arthropoda; Insecta; Diptera; Cecidomyiidae.
UCUUAUUUAAAAUUAAAUUGAAUUUUCAAUUUAUUUUUCCUCUAAAUAGCAAAGAUGAUCAAAAACAACAGUUAUUUUUCUUUUCUGUAUAAAACAGCAACACGAACUACUCUUGUUUCACACAAUUUUUAUAGCGAUUUUAGUAUCCGAAGAAAAGAAGCGAUAACGAUACAACGGCCAAAAGAACAAACAUCAGCUAAGCGAGAUAGCUACACAGCCAAAUUCAUUGAAUGAUACAGUUUCAAAAAGGAGACGGUUCUCCUCCUUUUCUCCUCCUUGUUUGUGUCUUAUUGCGAGAACAAAAUAAAGAAAUGAAGAAAGAUUCAUAGACAUAAGUACGAAUGAAAUAACACAAUUACAUGUUAACAAUAUUGAAUUCGGCAUUUAGUCCAAUAUAAAUGUGUCACUGUGACAGCGAUGAAUGCUGCACUCUUUCUAUAUGCUUCCACUUGGGAGUGAAGAAGACAAAUAUACACACUCACUGUAUCGCAUAUGCGAAUACAUGCACAAAGAUAAGAAUGCGGUAUUUUCAAUGUGAUGGUUCCAAUCGCACAGAACGAUGUACGCAUUUAAAACGUUUUCUAAGAAUGAAGCAAAAAAGGAUUGAAUGAAUCAGUGCAAGAGAACAGCUCCAUUUGUGCGGUUCAUAUUAAAUCGAAUUUUUCAACGAGUCGUGGAUUGUUCGCAGGAAGAAUCAGUUUAAAAAAAAGAAAAAAUACGGAAAGCUAUGAGUAACAUCAUGAAGAUUUUUCGUUCGAAACGAAAGGCAUCCAAGAAAAAAAGGUUGUCCGAUGAAUCGAAUGAUGAUGAUCAAAACCAAACAGCAGCUGCUGGCCCAUCGAACCGCCCGGCAUCACCACCGAUUUUCAAGCUGACGGUCGAUUGCUGUGAUGAAAUAUUUGACUAUUGGUCAACGAAGGAUUUACAUUCAUUUGGUCAAACAUGCAAAGCAAUGCAGAAAGUGGCCGGUGAAUAUUUCAAGCGGAAUUGUGCUGGAGCUGAAAAAUUCACCCGUGAUGAUGGCAUUUACACAUAUUACUACGACCAUGAAGGUGCAUCCAAUAAGCAAACGCUGACAUCAGGUUUCAAUCGAUACAUUACCAAUAUAUCACAUUACUACGAUCACGGACGGGGCCCACUGCGUUACAUUGAGUCGCACAGUGACGAAUUAGAUUCGGUCAACAAUCUUUACCUCGUGUGCACAAGACUAAAUAAGGAGAAGGCUGAAUACUUUCGCAAGAUUUUACCAAAAAUUGAAAAUUUAGCGAUACAUCAAUGCUCAGCUUGGUGUGACAUGUUUAAUGAUAUAUUGAAACUCUGUGAAAACGUGACGAAUCUGUGGAUUCAAGAUGAUCUUGGGGAUAUUAUAAGCAGGAAGAAAAAUCCAUGGUUACUUCAAAAUUACCCAAAACUCAAGCGCUUACAUUUGGGUCCACGAAAUGUGAACGAAAUUAAUGAGCUUGUCUCUUUUUUCGAACGAAAUCCCAACGUGGACAUAUUUUCGACUAAUUACCGUUGUUUCUGGGCGAAUCGAAAUCAGCUCAUGGAUUCCAAAGCAAAAUUGGAGACGUUGUGUGUCGAAGAUUUCCACUAUGAUCCGAUAGGAAAUAUGCAUGAGAUCUGCGAUCUUCUGAAACAACUUCAUGAGAAAGGCUUCUACAAGCGGCUGCAUCUAAAUUUUAGAGAGAUAAGCCAACAGCUUUGCGAUCAGAUUAUUCUGGUGCCCGGUCUCGAAAGACUACACUUCAAAAAAUUCAACAAAAUUUACAGUGUGCCUCAAAUGGUCAGUUUGAAAGAGUUACAUCUCCCUAGCGGCCUCAAAGCAAACGAUAUUCAGAUCUUGUGAAUCUCGAACAAGUUACAAUCAGCUCCAUAUCGUCGAAUGACCUGUUACCAUUCAUGCGUCAUUCAAAGAAGUUGAGGAAACUCUAUGCUUACCUCAAUGAACGCACUCUCAACUUACCGAAAUUGAACAAGGAACGUGAAAAGUCAGCCAAUGCACGAAAGGUAAUCAUUUAUGUCGGAGAUGACAUUUUCUUGGCAACAAAGUGGUCAACCCAUUACGGAGAAACCAUCAUGAAAUUAGUCGAAAUGAGACGAUGCAACGUGUAUAUGUGUUGCGUGUUCGAUUGUUAUAAUCCGAUGUUUAUUCGAAUGUGAAUGUUCAAUGACGUUUGAGUUCAGAUAAUUUGCAGGACACGGUGGUGCCACAUUUCAAUAAAUUAUUACACGAAAUGACUUCAAUUGGUUUUUUCAAAACUAAAAAUGUUAAUAGCAAUCCAAAUCAGACGACAGUUUCUGUAAAUAAUGAAAAUUUCAAGAGCUAUUUUUCUAAAAUUUAAAUCAUUUUUCAAACUUUAAAAUGAUCGUAGCACAAAAUGAAAUUGGAGCAAAAAUUACUUGAUUAUAAUCUGUUGAUAAAUUUCCGAAAACGCAUUAAAAAUAAAUGAAAUAUUAUCGCAUUAAAAUAUUACUGUUAAUAACCACAUAAAAAUUAUGAAAGCAAAAAAUCUGCAGUUUUUUCAAA